UUGCCUUUUAUCAAAAGGACCGAAAUGACGGUCGUGCUUCCAGUCAAAGAAUGACAUUGGUAUUGGAAUCUCACGGUUUAACAGUGGCUUCGCAGUGAUUCGCUCUUAAUUGCAAACCCGUUAUUGGAUGUGGAAAUAGCAGAGAGAAUACAGGAAAAGCACCAGUUUGCGGUAUUCUUUUAUGGUAUCUUAUGAGAAAGUGACGUUAUAUUAAAUAGAAGAUUCGUUUGUUAAGGAUGUAUUAGAACCAUGUUUGAAACACUGAGCAGAAGCAUUUACCAUGUCGUACUAAGGAUAUUUUUGUUUUCCACAAUUCGAAAAAUUAUUUAUUUAGAGCGCCAUUUUACGUUCUAUGACAUGUGUAUCAAAUAUCUAACACACGCUUGGAUUGCUUGAAUGAUAGCGAUAUAUAUAUAUACUGUAUGCUUUAUAUUAGAUCGAUUGCUUUUAAAGAUAUACAUUUGCUGGGGAGAAGUAUUAAAUCUAAAUAACAGUCUGCUAUUUACAAUCAAUCCAUUGCUUAACUUCCUGAAGUAAAGUUUCGACGCAAUUUAUACAGCGAAGUAAAAUAGUAAGUGUCGGAUGUUAAACAAGAUUUGAGAACUAAAAAUAGAGUACGUUUAAUAUGUGAAGAGAUUAAGAACGGAACGGAAAAUAAGUACUACGGGAAAAUCUGAUGAACAAAAUCAAAAAUGGAUAACUUAACGGAACAAACAGAAAAUGACUAUACUGAAUAUUACGGUGACGAAAUUUCACCUUCGUUCUUCUAUUUUGCUAAAUAUACAACUAUAUAUCUUCAGCCAGUUAUAUUUACUGUAGGGUUAUUAGGGAAUUUUAUGUCAUUUUGUGUGUUUCUUUCAAAGUCUAUGAGAAAGAUAUCUUCUAAUUUAUAUCUUGCAGCCUUGUCCGGGAGCAGUUAUGGUUUCAAUCUGGUUCUUUUCUUCCAAUGGCUGGAGAUGGUUAAUGUUCCUAUCGUACACAUGCAAGGAUUUUGUCAAGCCAUUGUCUACUUUGGCUACGUUUUCAGUUUCAUGUCUGUAUGGUUUAUUGUCUGCAUUACCGUAGAAAACUAUAUAGUCACAUUCCACCUUUCGAAGGCCGUCGUGUACUGCACGGUAUUUCGUGCAAAAAUUGUCAUUGGAUUGCUGGUGCUAUAUUCUGUCUUGCUGUAUAGUGGACAAUUCUGGACAACAGGCGUCGUUGAAGUAACUGAAAACUACACAAUGUGUACGGAAGUGGCAGAAUAUUCCCAAUUAAAUAGGAUUUAUAAUUUCUGGGACACAAUCACCACACUUGUAUUACCUAUUAUAAUCACAACGACACUGAUUGUAGCCAUUCUAACACAGAAUCUCUGCAAUGCGAAAAAGAUCGAUCGGCAAGACAAUUCAAUUUACAGACGACUGUCAAAGAAGCAGAAGAGUCUUGUAAGAAUUACAAGAGUGCUGUUGGCCAUUUCAUUGACAUUUGUCUUAUUGAGUGGGCCCUCCUAUAUCAAUAAGUUGAGACAUUUGAUUCUUACAGAGAUGGAAGGAAGGCGUCCGUACACGCUCACAGAUCGGAUAUUACAGCAAACAUUUCAACUUGUCUACUACCUAAGCUCCUGUCUGAAUAUCAUAUAUUAUCUUGUAUGGUCGCAUAACUUCCGGAAAGAAACUAAAAAGAUGCUGUGUCUUAAACCAAAAACUUCCAAUCGUCAUUACCGGGGAAUAGAACUUAGAAGUUGUACUGAGCAGAGGAAUGGAAACAAACCUGGGAAAAUAACGGAAAAGUCCACGAAUCAUACUGAAAAGAUAACGAUGCUAUAAAAUAAUGUGUAAAUAUACUAAUGUAUAAUAGGUUGUAUAUAUCAUAGCCUUGGUAUCAACGUCAUGUGGCAGUCUAACUGCAUUAUUCUGAUUUAUUUAUGAUUUCAUUGUUUAAGUGACACUUGUUUGGAUUCUUGAAAAAACAUAAGCAGAGAUAGGACUCCCAUUUAAAUCUUUUAUGAUAUAUAUUUCAAGAGUUAUAGUUGUGCAGAAUCAUUGUCCGGCAUAAGAAUUGUAAAAUAACUUUUUAGUGUAAAUGAACGUAACAAUAUUACUUAUUUAAAAUACAACUGUACAUAUUCAAAGCAGGGUACUCCAGUUUACUACACCUGAAGUGAAUAUGUCUAAUUGGGACCAAAUUGCUUCCUCUUUCUAGUAUUUUACAAUUAGUUUUCUGAAUUGAUUUAUAUAAGAUAUAUAUUGAAAUGUGUGUCUUACAUUAAUUAUGUGUACCAGCUUGAUUGUUUUCUGUGAAUUGUAGUAAAGCAAUAUUUGGAAAGCGUUUAUUUGAUGAAAUGGCUACAAACAUGCAAUAGCAAAAUAAUACAAACAAGAGGGCCAUGAUGGGCCUAUAUAGCUCAA
Molecule: messenger RNA, 2387 nt
Organism: Mercenaria mercenaria
Lineage: Eukaryota; Metazoa; Mollusca; Bivalvia; Venerida; Veneridae
Product: somatostatin receptor type 4-like
Exons: 3
Coding region: 693-1805 (370 amino acids)
Biological process (GO): G protein-coupled receptor signaling pathway
Cellular component (GO): plasma membrane
Molecular function (GO): G protein-coupled receptor activity
Source: RefSeq, a predicted model, not a curated record